Molecule: messenger RNA, 2637 nt
Organism: Pleuronectes platessa (European plaice)
Lineage: Eukaryota; Metazoa; Chordata; Actinopteri; Pleuronectiformes; Pleuronectidae
Product: butyrophilin subfamily 1 member A1
Exons: 8
Coding region: 1-1512 (503 amino acids)
Molecular function (GO): protein binding
Source: RefSeq, a predicted model, not a curated record
AUGACCCACGUGCACCUUUUGCUCCUUCUUUGCUCGUCUUUGUCAAGCGCUGCCUCUGCUUCAAAGAGCCUCGUGGUUUCGGUCAGGUCCUCUGUCUUAGAGCAGCUUGGUAGAGAAACCACACUACCAUGCUGGCUCAAUCCACCACAGAGUGCCGAGGCUCUGGAGGUACAGUGGUUCCGCAAUGAUCCCUUAAAUACCCCGAUCCUACUGUAUUACAAUAAAAAGAUGUACGGGAUCCAGGAUGCUUCGUACGAGGGUCGAGCCUUGUUUGGCCUGAAGGACGCAGCAUCCGGUGGGUUGGCAGCAGGAGACGUGAGCCUGAAGCUGUUAAAUGUCGGGAUUGAGGACGAGGGAGAUUACACUUGUUACGUGAGCAGUGGUCAGCAUUCUGACCGUGGAAGUGUCAGUCUCAAUUUGACAGGAACAGGAACCACUCCGCACCUGUCAAUGGUGUGGAACGAAGAAAACCUGGUGAAUUUAAGCUGUGGAUCUGAAGGCUGGUAUCCGAGGCCGAAGCUGCAAUGGGCCGACCACAAGCAGAUUCUGACCCCAAAGAGUUUGGAGUACAGCAAAGUCUCUUCUGGUCUUGUGUCAGUCCACAGCUGGGUGCUGGUCCCAAGCUCCUCGGAGGUUUCCUGCUCAGUGGGUCUCUCUGACGUGGACAUGAAGGAGGCAAGAGUGCGGCUGGAAAUCCCUCCUCCACCUGACAAACAGGUGGUUCAAUCUGCGCCUGGAUUGGUGGCUGCAUUGGUGAUCUUCAUUCUACUCUUCUUGGCCGCAUUAGCUUUACUUGGAUGGCCGUACAUCAAAAAGAGAGGUACAUUUUUCCAGAAGAAAGGCAAAUCAGAGGGCAACCAAGCUGAGGAGAAUAUUAAGCUUUUACCAGAAGUUGAGAAGGCAGCUCUUGAAGAGGCUAAAAAGCAUUACGUAAAUAUUGAACUUGAGGAUAAAGGAAAUCCACACGUCACAAUCAGAGCUGGUAUCUUCAGAGACAAGCACCAUCCUAAUGUAACAGCCGUUACCUGUCUCACAGCGAUAAGGGGAACCCCUGGCUUCACUUCAGGUCAACACUACUGGGAGGUUUCUUUGUGGCAUCCUAAUUUAGAGGUCAAACAGUCCUGGUGGGUGGGGGUAACGAAGGCAACUGACUUCCCUCUGCAGGGUGAUGCUCCUUCUAGCACUUCAAAUGGUUUCUGGUUCCUGUCGUCUUCCCCUGAGAGAGCAGACAGCUUUCAGCUAAACACAGAACCAAAGGUUUUACUGCCUGUUCGCUCAAGACCGAGAACAGUCGGUGUAUAUCUGAAUUAUGACAGCGGAGAGCUUUCCUUUUUUGAUGUGGAAGAUGAAUCUGUCAUUGGAUCUGUCACUGCUAAGUUCCAAGGUGAAGUCUUUCCGUUUUUCAAUCCUGGUAAAUGUGACAGAGCAACUAUGAAGAUAAUAAAGAAGAAAGAACCGGGUGAGUGUAAUGACACAGGGAACAAUGACAGUGCACAAGAGCCUGAAUCUUAAUAUCUUCUGAAUCUAAAAUUGUCUAUUAUAAUAAUUAUACAGCAACUGCAGGGAAUCAUGAAAAGCAUAGAAGGGCGAAUCAUACCCUGUGCAUGGUUACAUAUACUUCAAUCUGGUUUUGCUAACUGGUAACAAUGCCAUUUCAUCAUUACAGCAUUCAAACUACAGGAUGAUGAGUGAUGGUUGAUCUGAACAAGAUGUAGAUCGUGUCUCUGUAAUCGUAGUAGUUACAAAAUGUAAUGCAUUUCUACACUAUAUGAUGUUAUUUAUAACAACCUUAUAGUGACGCCAUAAUGAUCAUCAUCAUUCCCACUACAUAAUCAUGAAUUAUUUUUCAAUCAGAUUUAGGUUUUGUUCAUGAUCCUGUAAAAGAUAUAUAAGCUGCAUAUAUAUAUAUAUAUAUAUAUAAGACUAGAUUGUUUCUCUAUUGUUUGCAAAGCUUUCUUGGAAGAUUUGUGUAAUAAAUGUCAAUAUUUUUGUUGAUCUUUGACCCAUCAGCUCCUUAAGCUAAUCAUCUAAAGAUAGACUCCCAAGUAAUAUUUACUCUACUUUUUAACUCAUAUAACAUUAAUAAACUACAUGCCUGUAUUUUAAAAUUCUGCCCUGGAACUCGGUUUGAAUAAUGAAACGUGUGGAGAAUAGAUAAAUUCAGGCUUAAUGGAUAGAAGCAACCUCCAAAGGGGGCGGAGUCAUUCCAGCAUUGUACGCAAAAGGUUGCAAAAAUCGAACCUUCAGAUAACAUUCUUGAUGUUUACCUGUUUCUUCUUCAGUGGUAGUUGUAGUUCAGACUUAAGAAAACUGCAUGUUAGAAUAUUUUGUCACAUAAACAGUUUUAUAGUGUUUGCAAGAGAUAAAUGAGUAAUUUGUUUAAUUUAAUUUAACAAAGUCUUUGUGUUGUGGGCUCCCGCGUUCUACAGCAAUGAGGCUAUGAAAAGUAUUAGUUAGAUAUGAAGUAGUAUUAUUUGGACUAAAUUAAUGUAUAAUUAUAUAGUGUUUUUCAUGUUUUAUUUGAUGUGUUCAUAUUUUUAUACCGUUUGUCUUUUCAUUGAUUGAAUUUUAAAACACUGCAUGAAGUUUGUACUUUUUGGUACCGUCAGUUUUUUUCAAUAAACUCAAUGAAUCUGA